Messenger RNA from Drosophila virilis, 2498 nucleotides. RefSeq names its product Vajk1 (gene Vajk1). The record is from RefSeq and is a predicted model, not a curated record. NCBI's taxonomy places the organism in Eukaryota, Metazoa, Arthropoda, Insecta, Diptera, Drosophilidae.
GGCGCUGCAGUUGGCAUCAUUAAACCGUUUACCAUCGAACAGUGUAGUGUGGUACGGAACGUGUGUAGAGUUUGUAGAGUACGAGUGAUCGAUUCCCUCCUCAAAAGAGAAAAAGAUAUACUCAAAUCUCAAUACGAAUCGAUUGUGCGGCAUUAACGGUACACAGCUCGACGGAUAACUCGCAAUCCCACAAGGAUAUUUUACGCCAGCAACAUGAAGUUGAUGCGUACAGCGACAACGCUCGCUCUGGUGCUGCUGCUGGCCACCAGCUAUGCCCAGGCUGGCGAGGAGAAGAACGAGGCUGCUGAGAAGACAGCAGCUGAGCCAACGGAGUCAAAGGCCGAGGAGACGGCCGCUGAUGAUGAUACCGCAAAACCGAAGCGUGGUCUGCACCACUACGAGGAUUAUCAUCAUCAUCAUGUGCCACAUUUCCCAGUGCAUGAGGAGAAAACACUGACGGUCAUCAAGAAGGUGCCAGUGCCAGUGCCAAUCGAAAAGAUUGUCCAUGUACCCGUGGAAAAACAUGUGCAUGUGCCCGUGAAAGUCAAGGUGCCUAAGCCAUAUCCCGUGGUCAAGCAUGUGCCCUAUGAGGUUAAGGAGAUUGUCAAGGUGCCCUAUGAAGUGCCAGCGCCAUAUCCCGUCGAAAAGAAGAUACCAUAUGCCGUACAUGUGCCCUAUGAUCGCCCCGUGCCCGUCAAGGUACAUGUGCCCGCACCCUAUCCGGUUGAAAAGAAGGUCCAUGUGCCAGUCAAAGUACAUGUGCCAGCACCCUAUCCAGUCGAGAAAAUCGUGCACUACAAUGUAGAGAAGAAGGUGCAUGUCGACAAGCCCUAUCCGGUCGAAAAGAUUGUCCACUACCCAGUCAAGGUGCCCGUCGAUAAGCCAGUGCCCUACCAUGUGGACAAGCCAGUGCCCCACUAUGUGGACAAACCUGUGCCAGUGCCCGUCAUCAAAAAAGUCCCUGUGCCCGUGCAUGUGCCCUAUGAUCGUCCCGUGCCCGUGCAUGUCGAGAAACCAGUGCCCUAUGAGGUGAAAGUACAUGUGCCACAGCCCUACCCAGUGAUCAAGGAAGUGCCCUAUAAGGUUGAGAAACACGUUCCGUACCCCGUCAAGAUUCCGGUGGAGAAGCCCGUGCAUGUGCACAUUGAGAAGCAUGUGCCCGAGGUUCAUGAGAAGCACAUUACCUACAAGGAGCCAGAGUUUGUGCACAAGCACAUUGAGGAGGACCACCAUUAUCAUCAUCAGGAACAACAUCAUGAACCCAUCCAUCAUCAUUCAUCGUAUUCGGCACCUAUUGAGGAGCAUCAUGAGCAUGAGCAUGAGGUGGAGCAUGAUUUUAAUGACUAUCAUGAUUAUCAUUCAUAUCACGGUUACUAAAAUUGGUGAAAUGAACUUUUUCUCUCUCUCUCUCUCUUUCUUUCACUUUUUCUUUGCAGCAUUGAAAAAUCGGUUAUGAACGGCAACGGUUAUGAAUGGAUAUAUAGCUAAACUGAAAAAAAAAAAACAAAACAAAAACAAAGUAUAACUACUUUUAACAUCACAAAAACCAUAGAAAACUUUUAAAAACCUUCCAUAUUUUCCAUAUCAUACCCAAAUGCCCAACAUUCCAAUUACACUUUGCUAUAUAGAACGUGAUAACGAUAGAGAUUCUGAUAACAAUUUUAUAAUGUGACCAAAAUGUGACACGAACGAACUUACUUAGUUUUUACGACGAACUCUCUUUUAGCUUAAGCCAUACAAAAAAAAAAAAAUCAAUACAAAAAAAAAAAGCAACAAAACAAGAAAAGAAACGUUGACGAAAAUAUCCCGUGAGAAUUGUUAUGAGAAAUUUUGAAGACGAUUAGAUCUAGACUUUAAGAACAAAAUACUAACACAUUUGGGCCGCACAGCCCACAGAACAACAAGAUCAAGAACAAGACCCAUAACAACAACAAAGACAAGAACAACACACACAACAUAUGACACCUCAGCAGGAUCAAAUUUGGAUGUGUUGUUGGACUUGGCUCGCUAAACACUGGGUACAUUUGACGUGUGGUUGCUGCUGCUGUAUUGUCCUCCAGCUGCGGCUUCUCCUCCUUCUGCUCUGGUCCACCGAUUUGUGCACCCGGUUCGGUUCGGUUCGAUAUGAUUUGAGAUCUGAUUUGUGUGUGUGAUAAGACUUCUGUUUUAGUGUUUAAGUGUUUACUCUACAUAUAUAUAUAUUAAUAUAAAUACAUAUAGAUAAGGGAGGCAGCCGUGCAGUCGCCUAUUUAAGUCAGUUUGUAAACGAACGUAUUGUAUUAUUUGUAAUAUUUUUUGCUAUCUAGUUUUUAAUACAACCAACUAUCUAUAGUUUUGCUUAAUGUAAAAAGCUGUUGAAACGGAUUUAUGAAAAGUACUUAGUUUACCAAAUAUUUUUUUGUCUCUGUAACAUCAACAACAACAACAAAACACUCUGAUAAUGAAGCUGAUGAAUGUAAACAAUAAAAACGAGUAGAACGAAGUGAUCAAAACUAAAA